UUCAGUCCUCAGAAAACUACCGAACGCAGCGCGCCUUAAAAUACCCACGUCUACUAAAGUCGAAAAUCGCUUGAAACACAUGACCGUCGAUCGAUCCAUCCGCCAAAACAUGGGUUAAGACUCUUACACAUUCCGACACAUCAACAAAAAGAAAAAAAGGACAUAAACCGACUCACGCAAAAAAAUCAAAUAAAGGUGAUCGCUGUGCGAAAAUUCGAAACUUCACCAACAAAAAAAAAAGUAGUGUGGUUCCAAAGACUCUAAAAACGCUGUAGCAAAUUAUAAAAGGAAAAAAAAUAAUCAGUGCGUUCAAAAAGUAGCAACUCGUGUCUAGUGCUAGCCCGGACUCGUCGCCAUGGCCACCAAGACUCCGGAGAUGGCCCGGAACGGGCACGAACUGGCGCCGCUCAACACCCGGAACGGCCCGGAGGGCGGCAAGCCCGGAGUCACCAUCGUGCUGCAGGGACCCCGUGGCUCCAUCAUCUCCAGGGGUAGCGCUCCGGUGGAUCAGGACCCGGACCGGGCGGCCUGGUCCGGGAAGAUGCAGUUCUUCUUGUCAAUUAUCGGGUACUCCGUGGGCUUGGGGAAUAUCUGGAGGUUUCCCUACCUGUGUCAGAAAAACGGCGGAGGUGCAUUUCUUAUUCCCUUCAUCAUAAUGUUAAUCCUAGAGGGCAUCCCUCUCUUCCUGAUCGAGCUGGGCAUCGGUCAAAAAAUGAGAUUAGGAUCUCUAGGUGUCUGGAACACGAUCCACCCUUGGCUGGGUGGAAUAGGGAUCGCUUCCUGCCUGGUCACGUUUUUCGUAGCCCUCUACUAUAACGUCAUAAUAACAUGGUGCUUUUAUUACUUAUUCAACAGCUUUCAGUACCCCCUCCCGUGGGAAAACUGUCCCGUCGAAAACGGUACCGUCGUCGAAGAAUGCGACCGAUCGUCCGCCACGGCAUACUUCUGGUACCGAACGACCCUCGACUCCGCCGUAUCCAUUGACGAGCCCGGUGCCCCCAAAUGGUGGAUCGUCCUCUGUCUCCUUCUGUCGUGGAUCAUCGUGUUCUUCAUAAUGAUGAAAGGAAUCCAAAGUUCCGGAAAGGUUGUGUAUUUCACCUCCAUGUUCCCGUACCUGGUCCUCACCAUCUUCUUCAUCCGAGGCAUCACUCUCAAGGGCGCUAGCGCCGGCCUGGCCCACAUGUACACACCCAAAGUCGUGAAACUGCUCGAUCCGAAAGUCUGGCUCGAAGCCGCCACCCAGGUGUUCUACUCGUUCGGGCUAGCUUUCGGGUCUCUGAUAGCCUUCGGAUCGUACAACCCUCCUAAGAAUAACUGCGUAAGGGAUGUGAUUUUGGUGUCUAUUUGUAAUGCCAUCACCGCGAUUUAUGCCAGCGUGGUGAUCUUCGCUAUUCUGGGUUUCAAGGCUGUGAGCAACGUCGACAAAUGUAUACUGGACAACAAGCAAUUCUUGAUCAAUAACGGACACUUCGCCAACAUGAAACCGUCGGAGAUUUCUGAGGUGUCGUACACCGAGGCACUCAAGGCCAUAAACAGCUCCCAAAUUCGGGAAUGUUCUCUGGCUGCAGAACUAGACGGAGCCGCCCAAGGGACCGGUUUAGCCUUUAUCGUCUUCACCCAAGCCAUCGUCGAGCUUCCAGGUGCUCCCUUCUGGGCUGUGAUAUUCUUCAUGAUGCUUCUAUCGCUCGGAAUCGGCUCCCAAAUCGGUAUCCUCGAAGGCAUGCUGUGCACGAUCUUCGAUAUAGAACUCCUCAAAAGAAUCAGGAAACAAUAUAUCACCGCUUUCGUUUGCGUCGUCUGCUUCUUCAUCGGUCUAAUCUUCACGACGGGAGCUGGUGAAUACUGGCUCAACAUGUUCGAUUCGUUUGCUGCUACCAUAGGGUUGGUCGUGGUGGCCCUGCUAGAAAUGAUCUCCGUUAUCUACAUCUAUGGACACGAAAAAUUCACCAAGGAUAUAUACGAGAUGACCGGUGUUAAACCCGGGAUCUACUGGCAAGUGACUUGGAGGUUUCUGGCGCCCAUCAUCAUGGCCGUCAUCCUGGUAGCGUCGAUAGUGGCCAUGGUGGAGAAGCAUCCGACGUACGACGCCUGGAGCCCGAAAAAGGGUAACGUCGUGAGCACCGAGUAUCCUGGCUGGGUCCUAGCCAUUGCCGUCACCAUGAUCGCCGCAGGGGUGCUUCCGAUCCCCAUCGUUUUCCUCCUGCGUCGCUACCAGUGCUUGAAGAUGGACAUCAACAUCCACGAGGGCUCCAUCAGGAGAAUAGACACCACCGUGUCCACCAAAGAAAUGAUAACAGACGUGGACCUGGACGACGAUGAGGAUGUGAGUCCGUUGGGACAGUACCAUGACGACGAUUCGGACGACGAUGGGCCUCAAGUCAAUAGCCGUCUAGGAAAAAGCUUUCGUAUGGAAGUUAUAGAUGAUUAUUGAAAAGAGAUGUCUUUAUCCUUAGAUGAUUGUAGACGAAAUGUGAUAUUUUCAAUAUAGUCGAAACCUAGUGAUGUUUACUAAAGUAGAGUAGUUGAAGAGAUGUUGAAAGCCCGACGUUGGUGCUAAGUACCAAGCGAGCGGUUUUAUUUUGCCCUCGAAACGUCGAAAAACGAUCUGAUUUCUGGGAAAAGAAUAAACGGGUUUUUAGUCGCUGAAAUUUUUGCUGAUAGUUUUCUAACGCGUUAUUGGCUGCUACUAAACAAAAUAUUGGGAUUUCUUGCAAUUAAAUAUAACCAGAAAAUCCACAGGGGGUUCUUCUCGAUAAGACCAGUAGGCAACAUUGUAACAAGAAAAGGGUGAAAUAAGACUGACUUUUGCGUACCUACUAAUUCUAAUAAAAUUAAAAUUAAAAUAUUUGUUCCUACUUAACCAAAAAGCACUCCCCUUCAGCUCGAUUUCGUCCUUAUCUUCCCACGUUUCGAAUUUCAUAGCUUUGUCACCAGAAAAUCAAAACAACUUCGCGAGACAUCUCUGAACAAUAAUUACUUGUUAUUAGCUUUAGGUUAGUUGUUGUAAACAAUUAUUGGUGUACUUUACAAUGUAAAUAGUGUAAAUACGAGUAAUUAUUUAAUUUUAGAUCAGCAAAUGUAUUUCUGUAAAUGAGUUAAACAUUUGUUCAUACCGGUUUAUAGUAUAGUGCCAAAAUGUUGUAAAUCGGACAAUAUUUAUUCGUGAAAGCAAAUGUGAUGCGUAGGUUGAGCGUUCAAGAGAAAUUUACAACAUUGGCGAAUACUAUAGUAAAUCAAGCAAAGCUUGUUGAUAUUAGGUAGCUGCCUAAAGCGGCGUGUUCUCAGACAGUUCCCAUUCUCUCUCUCUCUUUCUAAAAGUGAGAGAGAUGAGGCUUGUACGAGCAUACGCCACUGGAAUAAGCUUGACGCGCCUCAGAGGCGUACGAUAGGCCAAUUAAAGAUUGUCUUUCUAUUAAAAAUCCGUCAUAGGUACUAUGCUAGAAAUGUUAAACUGAAAACACAAACGUAUUUUUAGUUCAAGAUUUUUGCUAGGUGCGGCGUUGGCGAAUCUUCAGUAGAAAGCGCUCUAAACGUGUUGAACGAAGAAACAAUAAUUAAUGUUUAAAAAUACUCAGUAGAAUCAUCUUUUUUAUUUUGUAUCAUUUCUCAUCGAUUUUUUUCGAAUAAAAGCAGCCUUUUUUAGCACAUUUUUCAUUUGUCCAUGCACGUAGACCCCAUUUCGAAACUGUGUGUGCCUCGAUUCAACAAUAUACUAGCUUAAAGUUCAAACCCAGUGUUGCCAACCCUGAUUCUUCCAGAGCGGAUCACCACUGCGUUUGACUGUUUUGUAUCUGAUUUGAAUGUUGAAUUUUGAGAUUUUACGGUUUUUUUAAAUGUUGCACACUUGAACAUGUUGCACACAAUCGAAAAUUGUUAUUGCUGUGACAAGUGUGGUCACUGUCCCCACGUGUAUGUUUGGUUGCCUACUCCACACAUGUCGCAGGGUAUUUUUUUGAAAAAGUACAAUUCAGAUUUGCUCAGAAAAUAAGUUUAGGGUUAUUUUCUGACUGUGAGGUAGCCGUAUAGGGUACAUUUUCACGAUUCUUAGAACUGGCGUAGGGGAUUUUCCGAUUAGAAGCGGGGGUAACCCGGCUGCUUCAGUAAUACAGAGUUUAGUUGAUUUUAGUGAGAGAGCAUGUCUAGGGUUAAUAACGCAAGACUGUUGUAAGAAUUGUUUAUUAUUAAAGAUUCUUAUGUAAGACGAAGGAAAUUGUGUAUUUAGAAAUAAAAAAAGCAUCAAAAGUAAA
Molecule: messenger RNA, 4247 nt
Organism: Zophobas morio
Lineage: Eukaryota; Metazoa; Arthropoda; Insecta; Coleoptera; Tenebrionidae
Exons: 9
Coding region: 356-2431 (691 amino acids)
Biological process (GO): sodium ion transmembrane transport
Cellular component (GO): plasma membrane
Source: RefSeq, a predicted model, not a curated record